GCAGGUGAUCUGAAUUGUCAUCAUGACCCGGGAUAUAUACCGAUGUAGACGGGCUCGGUCAGAACUUCCUAAAGGAGCGUCGAGCCCCCGAUCAGACAACUCAGCCCAACCGUGGUAGGUGGUCUGAAAGAGUCAUGGGUCGUCCUGGGAUUCAGAUGUGGACAUGGAAGCUGUGUGUCUUCUUGAGCUGGAUGUGCGUGGGCCAGGCGGCGGCAGGACCGCAGUACAUGGUAGCCAUUCCUGCAAUUCUUGAAUCUGGCGCUGAGACCAAAUUCUGUGCCAGUCUCCUGGAGCCCAGCGAGACUCUGGAAAUGAGCGUCACUCUGAUGUCCCAAGAGGCGAAAACAACCCUUCUGGAGAAGACAUCCAGUGUAGAAUUUCAUACCUGCAUUGACUUUAAGGUUCCUUUAGUGCAGGAUGAAGUGGUGCAGAACUUUGAGGUGGAGGUACGAGGCGACACGUUCUACUCUAAAGAAGUCCGAAAAGUUAAGAUCAAAGUCUAUCGACCAAUGACCUUCAUCCAAACGGAUAAACCAAUCUACCUCCCAGGACAAACGGUGCAUUUUAGAGUCAUCACUCUGGAUACCAAGUUAAGACCUGUCCAUCAGCUGUACGAUGUAAUCGAAAUAGAGGAUUCUAACAGCAACAGGAUUGGCCAGUGGCUGAAUGAAGCCUCCUCCAAUAGGAAGAUAUUGCAGCUUUCUUACGCCUUGAACUCUGAGGCCCGUGAAGGAGCUUACCAAGUUACUGUGUCGAUUGGGUCUGAAAAAAUACAACACAGCUUCAAGGUGGAAAAAUACGUUUUGCCUAAAUUUGACCUACAAAUGAAUGCACCUGAUGAAGUAAGCAUUAAUCAGGAAGAAGUCAAAGCUGAAGUCUGUGCCACGUAUACAUACGGACAGCCUGUGCCAGGCAGUGUUGACUUGAAGGUGUGCCGACCUUUUUAUCCCUAUGUUAUACCCCGUGCAAUCACCCCUGAACAUCCAGAGGGAGUCUCUGUAAUCCCGAUGCCUUGCUACGAGGAGACAAAGCAGACGGACAAGAGAGGCUGUGCCACUUUCAGCUUCACAAUGUCAACUUUCACGAGAAUUGCGCAGGAGGCGCUGCAAGAUGAACUGCAACUCAGUGCAAAUAUGGAAGAGGAGGGGACAGGUAUUUCACGCUCCCAAGAGAAGACUACGGGCAUUUCUUAUGUUGUUGGAAAGCUGUCUUUCACCGACACUCCCCAGACUUAUAACAAAGGAUCAAAUGUGGAAGGAAAAGUUAAAGCGGUUUAUUACAAUAAUACGCCCAUUCCUGACAUGCCGGUGUUCCUGUUUGAGGGUGAAAGGUGGUCAUCGCGUUGGUUACAGAAUCUCAAAACCAACAGUGAUGGUGUCGCCGCUUUCUCAUUGAGCACAGCUGCCUUUAAAGGAGACGUCCACUUGCAAGUUAGCGACACGCCGACACUGGGCUACAGUCCUUACAGAACGCCAUACUAUGAGUCUAACGAUCACAUGGUGUCUUUGGCCACACCUUCUUCUCCUGACACCAAGACGGUCAGCUCCCUGGAUGUGAAGGAGGAGGAUGAACCACUCUCCUGUGACGAAGAAGAAGACCUCUUCAUCCAGUACACCAUCGUUGGAGAGGCCCAGGGCUUUAUGGAUGUGAUUUAUCUGGUCUUAUCAAGAGGAGCCAUUGUUUUACAAGGAGUUGAACGGGUGGAAAUCAAAGAUAAAUUGGUGAAUGAGGGCGAGGUGUCCUUUAAGCUGACGGUGUCUCCAGACAUGGCGCCAGACGUCCAGGUCGUGGCUUACGCCGUCCUCCCCAGUGAGACGGUGAUCGCCAACAGCGCGGACUUCUCUACCGAGCAGUGCUUCAGUCAAAAGGUGUCUCUGGAGUUUUCUCCGUCCUCGGCCGUCCCAGGAGAGGAGACCAUCAUGCGGGUUACCACCCAGCCAGAAUCUCUGUGUGGCGUGAGCGCUGUUGACCAGAGCGUCCUCAUCAAGGAGCCAGGGAAGACUCUGAAUGCAGACAAGAUAUUUAAAUUGUUGCCUGUCACAAAAAUGUCCUAUAUUCCGUAUGACAUUGAAGACGGUGUAGAAUGUUUGCCUUGGAGACCGAGAAAAUCUAUUUUGCCGUACCCCAGAGGUGACAGGACAGCUGGCGCUUAUACAGUCUUCCAGAAUGUAGGAAUGAAGAUGGCAACAAACCUGGUUAUCCGAGAGCCUUCAUGCCUCGAAUACCAAGGAAAAGAAUACCUCCGGGGCGAUGGUGACUUGCUUUUUUUGCUCCAAGUGAUGCAUGCUGAAUAUUUACUUCGCUUUAAAACGGGUCAUUGCUUUGGUUUUUACCUAAUGGAAUAUUUUCUCCAUUCUUCCUACCAUAGCCGUAAUGGAAGUAAUGGCAGCGCCUGCCCUGUUGGACUUCCUGUGGCUCUUAAUGGGCCAUCUCCUGAUCAGUCCCCAGUAGAGACGGUCCGCACUUUCUUCCCUGAGACCUGGAUAUGGGACCUGGUGGAAGUUGGAGGGUUUGGAACGAAGAAUGUGUCCCUCACUGUCCCGGACACCAUCACCACCUGGGAGACGGAGGCGUUCUGUCUGUCCCCUCAGGGUUUCGGCUUGGCUCCGCGUAAAAACCUCACGGUCUUCCAGCCCUUCUUCCUGGAGCUCAGCCUGCCCUACUCCAUCAUCCGGGGGGAGCACUUUGAACUGAAGGCUACCACCUUCAACUACCUGACCAGCUGCAUCAUGGUCACUGUGACUCCAGCCCCCUCCUUAGAUUACACCCUCACCCCCCUCUCUGGUGACCAGUACACAUCCUGUCUGUGUGGCAGUGAGCGCAAGACCCUCAGCUGGACCAUGGCCCCCUCAUCCUUAGGAGUUGUAGAUGUGUCGGUGAGUGCUGAGGCUGUGACAUCCCAAAUCUCAUGUCACAAUGAGGUUGUGAGCGUGCCUGAAAGAGGACGAAUUGAUGUGGUCACACGACCUCUCAUAGUAAAGGCUGAGGGAACUGAGGUGACCAACACCUACAACUGGCUGCUCUGCCCAAAAGGGCGAGCUUUGACAGAGAAAGUGGACAUAGAACUCCCUGAGAACAUUGCUGGAUCUGCCCGUGCUUCAGUAUCAGUACUCGGUGACAUCCUGGGCCGGGCUCUGGAGAACCUGGAUGGGCUGCUGCAGAUGCCGUAUGGAUGUGGCGAGCAGAACAUGGCGCUCCUUGCCCCCGACAUCUACAUCCUGGAGUACCUGAGAGACACACAGCAGCUGACCCCAGCCAUCAGGAACAAGGCUACCAACUUCCUGACCAGUGGCUACCAGAGACAGCUGAACUACAAAGAUAACGACGGCGCUUACAGCACAUUUGGAGCAGGACCAGGGAACACUUGGCUGACUGCAUUUGUGUUGCGAUCGUUUGCCAAAGCACAGACUUUCAUCUACAUUGACCCAGCCAACAUCGAAGCGUCCGUGACUUGGCUGAAAAGUAAACAACGAAAAAAUGGCUGUUUUGAACAGUCGGGAAAGCUCUUCCGCACCAUAAUGAAGGGUGGAGUGUCUGAUGAAGUUACUCUCAGUGCCUAUAUCACUGCUGCCUUCUUGGAGAUGAACAUGUACAUAGAUGAUCCUGCGGUUCAUGGGCCGGUGAAGGCUAGCUUGUCUUGCCUCAAGAAGUCAAUCAGUGACCUCAGCAACACCUACGCCACAGCUCUGCUGGCGUACGUCUUCACCCUGGCAGGAGACAUGGAGACCCGUGCUCACCUACUGGGUCACCUAGACGCUGUUGGUUACGAGAAGGUGAGUUUCCUCCACUGGUCUCAGACAGCAACAGAAACAUCAGCCUCUCUGUCUGUGGAGACCAGCUCCUAUGUGCUGCUGGCUAAACUCAGUGCCUCCCCGACUGCUGAAGACCUGGGCUACGCCAGCCGCAUCGUUAGAUGGCUGACGAGCCAGCAGAACUAUUACGGAGGAUUCUCCUCCACACAGGACACCGUGGUGGCUCUUCAGGCUCUGGCUCUCUACUCCACUCUGGUGUUCAGUCCAGAGGGUUCAAGCACCGUGACGGUCCGGUCUCCCGGGGGCCAGCUGGUGUUUCGCGUGAAUCGGAACAACAAACUGCUCUACCAGGAGAAGCAGCUGCGGGACGUGACGGGAAAGUACAGCCUGAACGUGAAGGGCACUGCAUGUGCUGCCAUACAGAUUUCCCUUGUUUAUAACAUCCCAACUCCUGCUGCUGUUACCACCCUCGGUGUUCUGGUCAAACCAGAGGCCGACUGCACCAGCAAAAUACCCAAACUCAGUCUGAAGCUAACAUCCCUAUAUAGUGGAAAGGAGUCCAGUACAAACAUGGUUAUCCUGGAUAUCAAAAUGCUCUCUGGAUUUGUCCCAGACCCAGAGUCUUUGAACAUGCUCAAAGGUGCCCUGCUGGUGGAUCGUGUUGAACAAAAGGAGGAUCAUGUUCUGGUGUACAUACGGGAGUUACAGAAGGACCGAAGAAUCAACCACAGCCUGACGCUCGUACAGGAGUACCAAGUGCAGAACCUGAAGCCAGCCGUGGUCAAGAUCUACGACUACUACCAGCCAAGUGACCAGUCUGAUACAGCAUACAUCGACCCUUGUGUUGCAGCUUGAAGAGCAUGUGGUCAGUCCUUGUGUCAUCCAGAAGAUGUACAUUAUGUACUAACACCAUGUCUGUUUUGUAUUUCCUGGUUAGUAUUCUGCCACAACCCCUUACAGCUGUGUAACUACGGUCUGAAGUGAAAUGCAUAAUGGAUAAUUAAAUAAAAAAAAAAAGUGACAUCAA
Messenger RNA from Perca fluviatilis (European perch), 4779 nucleotides. RefSeq names its product alpha-2-macroglobulin-like. Gene Ontology annotation, cellular component: extracellular region. Bases 135 to 4607 code for a protein of 1490 amino acids. NCBI's taxonomy places the organism in Eukaryota, Metazoa, Chordata, Actinopteri, Perciformes, Percidae. The record is from RefSeq and is a predicted model, not a curated record. The transcript has 36 exons. Gene Ontology annotation, molecular function: endopeptidase inhibitor activity.